Messenger RNA from Cornus florida, 1173 nucleotides. Its product is annotated as zinc finger A20 and AN1 domain-containing stress-associated protein 10-like. The coding region runs from base 182 to 688 and encodes 168 amino acids. NCBI's taxonomy places the organism in Eukaryota, Viridiplantae, Streptophyta, Magnoliopsida, Cornales, Cornaceae. The record is from RefSeq and is a predicted model, not a curated record. Gene Ontology annotation, molecular function: DNA binding; zinc ion binding. The transcript has a single exon.
AGAGACCGUUCUUUUCUUUUUUUUCUUUUAUUUAUUUAUUUAUUAUUAUUUUUUAAAGGUCAAUACAAAAUAGGAAAGUUACCUUCCUAGUCCAAGUAGGACUAUAUAUUGUGAGUACCUAAAGUCAUUGAAAGAGUUUGAAGCCAAAAUCAAGAAAACCAAGAAGAAAAAGUAAGAGGCAAUGGAUUCGAGAGACAGACGGAAAACGAUGGAGGAUACCACAAGCUGCUACCAACCAGAAACUCCGCCGCCGCCGCUGCCGCUGCCGCCGCAGAUGUGUGCGAAAGGCGGUUGUGGCUUCUUCGGAUCAUCGGCGCUUCGCAACCUUUGUUCCAAGUGCUACGAAGAUUACCUCAUACAACAGCUGGCUAUGUUGUCCUCGUCAAAAGUAAAGCCUGUGUCUUCUACGAAUUACCAACUAGCUGCUUUUUGUCCUUUUCGUGUUCACGAGGGUACUACGGUCAAGAACUCUUCUGAUAAGUCGACUGCGAAGAAGAACCGGUGUCAGUGCUGUAAGAAACGGGUCGGAGUGACCGGAUUCGGGUGUCGAUGUGGAGGCAUGUUCUGUGGUGUGCAUCGGUACCCGGAAACUCAUUCGUGCACGUUCGACUACAAGUACGCCGGUCGUCUUGCUUUGGCAAGACAGAAUCCACUCUGUGUGGGUGAUAAGUUGGAGAAUAGGAUAUGAACAUACAAUGAGUUGUAUAAGUGUGUGUGUCUCUGUGUUUUUUCUUCCCUUUCUUGUAAUUUGUUUUGCUGGGAAUAAUAACAUUGUAAUUUUUCUAUUUUUUGAAAGCUUUUUCUCUUUUUUAUUUUUUUUUCUAUUUUUUAUUUAUUUAUUUUUAAUAAUUUUAGUAAUCAAAAUUUUAUUGUUAUUUGUGCUUUAAAUUCUAGUCUCUAAUCUUUAUAUCAGUAAAAACCUAUAUCAGUACCUUUUGCCUCUCUUUGAAGCCUUUGAACUAACCCAAAAAAAAAAAAAUGGCUAGCCCUAAACUAAACAAGCCCACGGUCGCAUAAGUUGUCAUAUUGGGCCGCUAAAUUUUUGGCUUGUUUUGAUUCUCUUUGUAACAUGUUUGACUUAACCCUAAUUUUUUUUUAUCCAUUACUUAAGCCCAAUUAAAUGGGUCUCUGUAAUUAUUACUACUUUACAUUAGUACUAUUUGUUUGAAUUUU